AUGCCCGCAAGCAAACGGCUCAGGCUGAGCAACGACACCGCCGAGCGCGCUGGAGCGAGCAAGGUAACUGCUUGGUCUAGCCAGAAUGUCAUCGUCGCGGCAUGUCAAGCAACACGAAGCUCUCCGGAACAUCUUCUCCUCACUGCCCUGCCCGUCGCGCGAGCAUGCAAGCCCGUCCGAAGGCGUAUAGAUCUACCUCGACGAGAUCAUGGAGACUGCGGACGGUGCAGUGUAGACGAGCUUUCCUUUGCGCCUGAUGGAUCACAUCUGCUCGUUCUUACCUCCCACACGUCAAGCGAGUCAGUCUUCAGAUGCAACCUCACGAUCCUAUGCGAGAGCGAGCGCGGCUGCGCAGAUGACUGGGCACUGCACUCGGACAUUGAAAUCGCUCCGCGCGCCGAUGGCAUGCCAGUUCUCGGCGUGCUAGCUCAUGAAUGGCUCGAUGGCACGCGCAAGGUCUAUCUCGAACAUGAUGGCGACAAGCCACUCAUCGGACGAGCAAAGCCUCGCGGUCCACAGACCGUGCAAGGCCUCACGCUGAUGCUGCUCCUCGAUACGGAUGAGCUGCUAUACGUACAACUUGGUCCACCCGCAUCCGCCCAGGUCGCCGCGGCUAUGAAACCACGCGCAUUGCCGUCUGUGACUCUGACUCGUGUCGAUCUGUCUACAGCGUCAGAACAGAUGCUCGGCGCCUCACCGCAGACCGUCAGCCACGGGAGCAAGCGCCUCACAGCGGGCGCAUUCGGCCCGACUCUGUAUGAGAGCGUGCUCAUCGCACGACUGACAGACGAGCUUCGAGUGUCAGAGCUCACCAUAGAUGGCAAAAGCCGAUUGACAAUAUCGCCAAUGCCGGCAAGAGCACUUGCAGUCUGCCGAGAUCCGUCUGGCUCACGUCUAUGCUGGGCGAACGAUGACCUUGGUACUCCGAUCAUGAUUGCUACACAGCAUCUCGGUGGUCGUGAACGCCUCAGAUCCUUCACCUUUCACAAAGAAACAGAGGAUCUCGUCACUACUUUCGACUCGCUCGAAGGCGGCCCAGCAACUUUGAUACAGCCUGUAGCUCGCUGGCGCAUAGCAAAGAUCACGGCUAUACGCGAGCUCGACGGCGACAUGAGCGAAAUACGACCGUCAACAACGGGCAAUCAUUCAUGUCUGGAGAUUGUCCUGUCAAAAGCCAACUCUUGUGAAUUGCUUAGCCUACAAUCCUCUACCUUGAUCGAACUUUCUCGAACGUCACUACCGACGAUGUCAUUUGCAGCCCUUUCGCCUUCUCGCUUAGCCGUGGCUUCGCGAGAAGACACCGCAUCUCGGAUCCAGAUUCAUAGUCUCUUGAAUGACUCGCAAGCAAUCGCGCAAGCUACCGAAGCCCUGCAGCUUUCCAUAGCGUCCCUGAGCGAUCCCUCGGACGUGCUGCAUGUACUUCUCGUCAGAGGUCUGCCUGCCGCAGAAGUCAAGCUGAUCAUGACGGCACUAUGGUCAACACGGGAGCCGGCUAAGGCGGACUACUGUGCGCUCAUCGAGACGCAUCUAGCAUUGCUCAGGCUUUGUGGUGAUUCAGAUCCAGCCGAUGUUGCCAUCCUCGCCAGCUUACUGAGCAACCGCCACUCAUUGCUGCUCGUCGUCCGCGCGCGUACAGAUCCCGCGCUCGUCUGGCCUGUCAUCGGCCAUGCCAAAUUUGUCUGUGACGAUGUGCUCCAAGCUCUUCAUCAGGCCAAGGGAGAUGCGGCACCCCCCAAAGCAGCCUCUUUCCGUCUAGGCCAUCCUCUCGCUCGUAAAAUGGUGAUGCAAAUCCUGCAGCAACUUCGUAGCUUCCGUCAAGAACUCGCAAUGGCUGUCGACACUGCUCCGACGUCCUUCGAGAUCGGUCGAGCAGUCUUGGCGGAUCAGUCGCGAUCUGGCGGGGCGGACAUCUUUGAAUUGCUCAGCAAUGCUUUGCAGGCCAUAGACGAAGCGCUAGGUACCGACGCCAUUCUGUCGGCCGAUCAAGCGCGUGCGAGUCUCUACACUUGCGACUUACCAGACGAGACGAUCGCAGCGCUGCGACAAUCCGUCGAGAAGCUCAUUUUGCCGGAGUUGAGCAUCUCAGCAGCGAAAUCAAACAGACGGCUCGACGCAGUCACUCGGGCCAUUUUGGGUAGUGAUGAUCGCGGCGCGCGAAGAGCGCAGCGGAGUGGGCAGCGAAGCCUAGCGGAGGCGCGUCUUAGCCGCAGACGAGCGCCCUGCGGCGGAAGAUGGCUUCACGCAUAG
Mixia osmundae IAM 14324 is the source of this 2247-nucleotide messenger RNA. RefSeq lists its product as uncharacterized. The coding region runs from base 1 to 2247 and encodes 748 amino acids. Lineage: Eukaryota; Fungi; Basidiomycota; Mixiomycetes; Mixiales; Mixiaceae. The record is from RefSeq and is a predicted model, not a curated record. The transcript is spliced from 2 exons.